Molecule: messenger RNA, 5104 nt
Organism: Sebastes umbrosus (honeycomb rockfish)
Lineage: Eukaryota; Metazoa; Chordata; Actinopteri; Perciformes; Sebastidae
Gene: elfn1a
Product: extracellular leucine-rich repeat and fibronectin type III domain containing 1a
Exons: 3
Coding region: 1108-3471 (787 amino acids)
Cellular component (GO): plasma membrane
Molecular function (GO): protein binding
Source: RefSeq, a predicted model, not a curated record
ACCUUUCAGGUUUUUUUUUUUUUUCAUAAUACACCGUUCUAUCACGCAGUUUUUUUCCCCCACUUCCACCAGGAGGAGUUGCCAUAAUAACCCUCCCCGGCAUCCGUGAUGAACCUGCCACCAUUUAUAGCCUCGCGGUGAGAAAACAAUCUUAUUAUGAGAUUUAAACUUUGCCUCAGCUAGACUUUGGAAGAAGGAGGAUCAACAUGCGCUCCUCUCGCACUUGUUUCACCCACAACUGAUACAGUAAAGCAACCUUUCUAGACACAAUACCUGCUCUGAUUGUGGUUAAACGCCGCUGUCAGCUCUCGGUGUAAUAGAAAAGCAGGUUCUCCGGGUUUGCUCAGCAUAAAUAUAAAGACGAGAGAGCUGAGAGGAGCUCAGCGCUGAAUGAAAUCACUCACCGACUAAAUGGAUCUUUGAGACUCUCCCUUGACGCAGUCAGUCGCUGCUGGUGUGCGCGUCUUCAACCAGGAGACAGAACAACUGGGAUUCUUUUUUUUUAUUUCAUUUUUUUAUUAUUAUUAUUAUUAUAAUCUAACAUCUCCUGUCUCUUGUGAAAAUGUCCUGUGGUGACAUACAGUAAAGCAGCCAGCUUUUGUAUCGAGAAGAAGAGGCUUCACGAUCAUCAAGAAAGAGGUCAAAAAAGAGAAAUCAGUGAACAUCUGUACUGCUGGAGGACACCAGGGAUGCUUUCUCACACCGAGGACUUCAGCCUAGAUUCCAGAGGUUAUUCCUCCGUGUACAUGAGAGAGACACAGAAAGGAAGACAGUGGCAGAAACAAUAAGAUGAGACCGUUUAAUGAUGGUAACCUCUAAGGAGAAAAGCACAAGCCAACCUGAGGCGGUGAAAUCUCUUUUAAGCAUCACCACACGUUCGCUGCAGGCAUACCUCAAUGAAAGGGACUCAGUGUAAGGGCAGAUUUUCAACAUUUUUCUGAUUGGUACAUGGGGACACUACCUUCCAUCAAUGUGGAGGAGACAAAUAAAAGGAUUGUGUUUGGCCCGGAGAACAGUUGAACAUCCAGCUGAUUUUCCAACAGGAUCGUCUCAGCUGCACUGAAACCACAGCGGUAUCACCCUCCUCUCAUUUUUUUGGCCCUGCACAUGACUUUCAGAGAAGCACCCAUGGCCUGCAGCUCAGGCAUGGUGAUGAGUGCCUUGUUUUGGUCUGUAGCCAUUGUAUAUUUGACUCAUAUUGGCAGAGUCAGUGGAGACUGCUGGUUGAUUGAGGGUGAAAAGGGCUUUGUAUGGCUUGCAAUUUGUAGCCAAAACCAACCACCUUAUGAGGCCAUCCCACAGCAUAUCAACAGCACCAUUGUGGACCUUCGUCUGAAUGAAAACAAAAUCAAAAGCAUCCAGUAUUCUGCCCUUAGUCGCUUUGCCAACUUGACCUACCUGAACCUGACAAAGAAUGAAAUCUCCUACAUAGAGGAUGGGGCCUUUUCUGCUCAGUUUAACUUACAAGUCCUUCAAAUGGGCUUCAACAAGUUGCGGAACCUGACAGAGGGGAUCCUAAGGGGUUUAGGAAAGCUGCAGUACCUCUACCUCCAGGCAAACCUGAUUGAGACUGUGACACCCAAUGCCUUUUGGGAAUGCCCCAAUAUUGAGAACAUUGACCUCUCCAUGAACCGCAUCCAGCAGUUAGACGGGUCCACGUUUACCAGUUUGACCAAACUGACCACCUGCGAGCUGUACACCAACCCUUUCAACUGCUCGUGUGAAUUACUUGGUUUUGUCAAAUGGCUCUCAGUUUUCCCCAACAGGACGAAUGAGCGAAUGGUCUGCGACUCCCCACCCGGCGUCUCUGGUUAUAGUUUAUUGAGCCAGAAUCCAAACAAUCCAACAUAUCGAAAUGCGCUUCACAUGCUCACCACUGUGUGUACUGAUGACUACGUGACACCAUUUAUUCCUAUGCCCACUGAGCCCAAUACACCCCCACCGGACUCGACACUCUGUGGGCUGGAAGAUUGUCCCUCAGGCACAGAACCAGAAGACAUUACCAUCAGUACAACCUACAAUGACGUGGAAGUAAACCCUCAGAUGAAACUGAAGCAAGUAUCAAAUACAGGCGCCACCAUCACGGUUCAGAUUCCUCUCCCCUACAAGAAGAUGUACAUCCUGGUCCUGUACAACAACAGCUUUUUCACAGAUAUUCAAAACCUGAAAGUUAUUGAGGAGGACAUUGAACUAAAAACCCUCAAACCCCACACUAACUACACAUACUGUGUCGCUUCGAUACGUAAUUCUCUUAGACACAACCACACUUGUCUGACAAUCACUACUGGCCCUUGGAAUGGAAAGGAUAGAGCUGUCAACAAUGCAACUGCUACUCACUACAUCAUGACAAUUUUGGGCUGCCUCUUUAGCAUGGUCAUUUUUCUGGGUGUGGUCUACUAUUGCUUGCGAAGAAAGCGCCAGCAAGAUGAAAAGCACAAAAAAGCAGGUAGCCUGAAGAAAAAUAUAAUAGAACUCAAAUACGGACAAGAGCUGGAGGGAGCGACUAUUUCUCGGAUGUCGCAGAAGCAGUUGUUGGCCGGGGAGAGCAUGGCACGUAUGCCAUACUUACCAUCUGCAGCUGAAAUGGAGCAGUACAAAUUUCAAGAGAUAAGUGAUACUCCUAAAAUGAUGAAAGGGAAUUACAUGGAGGUGCGAAGCGUGGACCACCAUGAACGCAGGGAGUGUGACAUGGGAAUGGCUGGGAAUAGCCAAGGGUCGGUGGCAGAGAUUUCCACCAUUGCAAAAGAGGUGGAUAAAGUCAAUCAGAUAAUUAACAACUGUAUAGACGCUCUAAAGUCAGAAUCCACCUCUUUUCAAGGGAAAUCUGGAGCAGUGUCCACUGCAGAGCCCCAGCUUGUACUAAUAUCAGAACACCCACAGAGUAAAUCUGGCCUUCUGUCCCCAGGGUAUACAGACAGCUAUCACCACUCUCUGCAGAGGCAUCGGACCUCUGAUGUCUCGCCAAAGAGGCCCAGCACUGCCACUGGAGGGCCAAUGCGAAGCCCCAGGCCUUAUCGCUCGGAAUCCAAGUACAUAGAGAAAACCUCCCCAACAGGAGAGACCCUCCUCACUGUAACACCCGCUGCCGCCAUCCUGAGGGCUGAGGCGGAGAAGAUGCGUCAGUACAGUGACCACCGGCACUCGUAUCCCGACGCUCACAUAGAGGAGCUGGAAGGACCCGACAGCCACAAGUUGUUGGAGCCUCUCAGUCACUCCCGCUCCAGAGACUUAGCAUAUUCCCAGCUGUCAUCUCAGUAUCACAAUCUAAGCUACUCCUCCAGUCCCGAAUACUACUGCAAACCUUCACACAGCAUCUGGGAGCGGUUCAAACUCCACCGGAAGCGGCACAAAGAUGAGGAGUACAUGGCUGCGGGCCAUGCUCUGCGUAAGAAAGUCCAGUUUGCAAAGGAUGAGGACCUGCAUGAUAUUUUAGACUACUGGAAAGGUGUAUCAUCCCAACAGAAAUCAUAACCUCUUUAGGUGUUUUUAAAAUGGACCACACAUUGCAGAAAUGACACAAGAACCUCAUCUGACAAUUGAAUCAAUGGAUACUUCCAUAUUAUAAUCAACUACUCACUCACCUGUAUCACAUCUCUUUUGACUGUGAGGAAAAUGGGGUAAAAAGUCUUUAAAUUUGUCAUAUUAUGUAAAGCAUUCAUCGGGAAAACUUUUAUCUAUUAAAGAGAAAAUAUAUUGCAAAUUAAUAAUAUAUAUGUUACAAUGGAUUAUAGGUUUUUGGGUAUCGCAUGGCCAAGUCCUGUGACAGUGGAUUUGCUGUUGUGUAAUAUGAAACUACUAUAUGAAGAUAUGUCUACUGAAACCUCAAUAUUUUGUUGAGGAAUUAUCUGGACCCUUCAUUCAAAAAGAACUUUUUUUUCUUCCCUCCCUGCAUAUAUUUAAUUAAACGAAACUAUGUACAGAUAUGGGUAUCUAUAUUUGCAAUGUUUGCUGUGUAAAUGGAUAAGUAUUAGUGGAUGAAUCAGGUUUAUCAAAUGGAGCGCUGUUCAUUGGGAAUAACUCGUUGCUGAAGAACGGCCACUUUAAACCUUUUUGUCAUUUUAACCGUCACCGCCUGUUUGUUUUUUUAAUUCUUUUCUUUUUUAAAAGCUUUUACAUGCAUUUAAAAUAUACAGCUGGAUUCAGUUUUAAUGUCCCCUUUAUCACACAAUGCAGUAUUCACUGCAUGGAAUCUGAUAGACUUCAUGCAGACAAGAUGCAGUAUACGCCAUGCUGUAAUGAAAGUCUCAAUCAUCAGUUUCAUGAACCAUCAUUUGUAUCUUUAGUACCAAAGUAGAAAAAGCUGAAAUGUUUACAAUAUUUCUGCACGGUCUGGGAAUCGUUAGAACAUACAGCAGUAGGUCCAUGUUGACUUUCUUUCCUUUUUUUAUUGUAUCAGUUACGAAGUGAAGACAUUGGGAAACAAUGAUAUCCACAUACAGGAUAUGGUAUUGAAAGCCUACUCUUAAUCACUAACAUUUUAAAGGGAAGGCAGCUGUACUUUGUCACCUGUUGUUUAGGUAGAGACAGCUUCCUCCCUGCAGGAGAGCCCGAUGGAUGAAUGUAACAGAUACAUAUUCUGAUCUGUCUAUGGCAGCUUUUAUGUAAGGAAAUAUUUAUUUACUGCUAUUAACGACUGUGUUUUUUCCUUUGCUUCAAUAUUUCUUCCAGUGUAUUAUAUUGCAUAAUGUCUGAUCCGAUAAAUGCAGGAAAGUAGUUUGUUGUUCGGAUGGGCCUUGUUGCUUGCCGAGAGGUUUCAUUUUCUUUUUAACUGCUAGGCUGUUCAAUCUUUUUGUAUAUUAUGAAAGCUACGUACCAGACGAAUAUCAACGUGCUAGAGUAAAAUUUGAGAAUGUGAAACUGAAUCCUCUGACUUACUGGCUGUGAAUUUGUAUAUCAUGAAAUUUUUUGAGUAAAUAUUAACGCUUUUUUCUUUGUAAGAUGUUUACAUAACAUAUUCCAAACAGGCUCAUGAUGAUUCGUUGCAUAUUCAUGGAUGAUCAAUAAAUUUGUAUUUCAACCACAGAUUGUAUAUAACAAGUGGACAUAGUCACUGUGACGUCACCCAUUCGUUUGUGAACUGCCGUUUUGAAGCCCCGAUUUUGGC